GCGGCUCCCCCCCAAUAGCCCCUUUCCCUCAGGCCGGAGCGUGAGCCGAGCCCGGCCGGCUGUGCCGCGCCUAGCCGCCGACGCCACCGAGAAGAUGGUCGUGGCGCUGCGGUACGUGUGGCCUCUCCUCCUCUGCAGUCCCUGCCUGCUCAUCCAGAUCCCCGAGGAAUAUUUCUCAGAUGAAGGGCACCAUGUGAUGGAGCCCCCUGUCAUCACAGAGCAGUCUCCGCGCCGCCUGGUUGUCUUCCCCACAGAUGACAUCAGCCUCAAGUGUGAGGCCAGAGGAAAACCGGAAGUACAGUUCCGCUGGAUGAAGGAUGGCGUCCACUUCAGACCCAGCGAGGAACUGGGUGUGAUGGUGCAUGAGGCGCCCCACUCCGGCUCCUUCACCAUCACGGGCAACAACAGCUUUGCCCAGAGGUUCCAGGGCAUCUAUCGCUGCUUCGCCAGCAAUAAGCUGGGCACCGCCAUGUCCCACGAGAUCCAGCUUAUGGCUGAGGGUGCCCCCAAGUGGCCCAAGGAGAUGGUGAAGCCGGUGGAGGUGGAGGAGAGGGAGUCGGUGGUGCUGCCCUGCAACCCCCCGCCCAGCGCGGAGCCGCUGCGCAUCUACUGGAUGAACAGCAAGAUCCUGCACAUCAAGCAGGACGAGCGGGUGUCAAUGGGCCAGAACGGCAACCUCUACUUCGCCAACGUGCUCAUCUCGGACAGUCACUCGGACUACAUCUGCAACGCCCACUUCCCAGGCACCCGGACUAUCAUUCAGAAGGAGCCCAUUGACCUGCGGGUCAAGGCCACCAACAGCAUGAUUGACAGGAAGCCGCGCCUGCUCUUCCCCACCAACUCCAGCAGCCACCUGGUGGCCUUGCAGGGACAACCACUGGUCCUAGAGUGCAUCGCAGAGGGCUUCCCCACGCCCACCAUCAAGUGGCUGCUUCCCAGUGGCCCCAUGCCGGCUGACCGCGUCACGUACCAGAACCACAACAAGACCCUGCAGCUGCUGAACGUGGGCGAGCAGGACGACGGCGAGUACCACUGUCUGGCUGAGAAUUCACUGGGCACUGCCCGGCACGUUUACUAUGUCACUGUGGAGGCUGCCCCGUACUGGCUGCACAAGCCCCAGAGCCAUCUAUAUGGGCCGGGAGAGACGGCACGCCUGGACUGCCAGGCCCAGGGCCGGCCCCAGCCUGAGGUCACCUGGAGGAUCAACGGCAACCGCAUGGAGGAGCUGGACAAGGACCAGAAGUACCAGACCCACAGGGGUGCCCUCAUCCUGAGCAACGUGCAGCCCAGUGACACCAUGGUGACCCAGUGCGAGGCCCGCAACCGGCACGGGAUCCUGCUGGCCAACGCCUACAUCUAUGUUGUCCAGCUGCCUGCCAAGAUCCUGACGGGUGACAACCAGACGUACAUGGCGGUUGAGGGCAGCACAGCCUACCUGCUGUGCAAAGCCUUUGGAGCGCCCGUCCCCAGUGUGCAGUGGCUGGACGAGGAGGGGACGACGGUGCUUCAGGACGAGCGUUUCUUCCCCUAUGCCAAUGGGACCUUGGCCAUCCGCGAUCUCCAGGCCAACGACACUGGGCGCUACUUUUGCCAGGCUGCUAAUGACCAGAGCAAUGUGACGAUUGUGGCAAACCUGCAGGUUAAAGAAGCAACCCAGCUCACGCAGGGGCCCCGGAAUGCCAUCGAGAAGAAAGGCUCGCGGGUGACAUUCACAUGCCAGGCCUCCUUUGACCCCUCCUUGCAUCCCAGCAUCACCUGGCGUGGGGAUGGGCAAGACCUCAAGGAACGUGGGGACAGCGACAAGUACUUCAUAGAGGACGGGCGCCUGGUCAUCGACAGCCUGGACUACAGUGACCAGGGCAACUAUAGCUGCGUGGCCAGAACCGAGCUGGAUGAGGUGGAGGGCAGGGCCCAGCUCUUGGUGGUGGGGAGCCCUGGGCCGGUGCCUCAUGUGGAGGUGUCCGAGCGCCACCUGCUGAAGCACAGCCAGGUGCACCUGUCGUGGAGCCCUGCCGAGGACCACAAUGCCGCCAUUGAGAAGUAUGACAUUGAAUUUGAAGACAAGGAAAUGGCACCUGGGAAAUGGCACAGCUUGGGCAAGGUGCCAGGGAACCAGACCUCCACCACCCUGAAGCUGUCACCCUAUGUCCGCUACACCUUUCGGGUGACUGCCAUCAACAAGUACGGCCCUGGGGAGCCCAGCCCGCCCUCUGAGACUGUGGUCACGCCCGAGGCAGCCCCAGAGAAGAACCCUGCAGAUGUGAGAGGUGAAGGCAAUGAGACCAAUAACAUGGUCAUCACAUGGAAGCCACUGCGGUGGAUGGACUGGAACGCCCCCCAGGUCCAGUACCGCGUGCAGUGGCGCCCGCAGGGCACACGGGGGCCCUGGCAGGAGCAGACCGUGAGCGACUCCUUCCUGGUGGUGACCAACACAUCCACUUUCGAGCCCUAUGAGAUCAAGGUUCAGGCCGUCAACAGCCAGGGCAAGGGCCCCGAGCCCCAGGUCGCCAUCGGCUACUCUGGGGAGGACUACCCCCAGGCGAGCCCGGAGCUGGAAAAGGUCACGGCCCUCAACUCCACCGCCUCGCUGGUCAGAUGGAAGCCUGUGGCCUUGGCCCAGGUCAAGGGCCACCUCCGGGGAUACAACGUGACGUACCGGUGGGAGGACAGCCAGAGGCUACACAGCAAGAAGCAUGUGCACAGGGGCCAUGUAGUGGUACCUGCCAACAUCACCAGUGUCACCCUUGGUGGCCUGUGGCCCUACAGCUCCUACCGCGUGGAGGUGCGGGCCUUCAAUGGGCGCGGCUCAGGGCCGGCCAGUGAACAGCCCUUCGAGACUCCCGAGGGAGUGCCCGGCCACCCUGAGGCACUGCACCUGGAGUGCCAGUCCGCUACCAGCCUGCGGCUGCACUGGCAGCCACCGCUCAGCCACAACGGUGUGCUCACCGGCUACAUGCUGUCCUACCACCCACUGGAUGCUGGCGGCGAGCAGCAACUGUCCCUCCCCCUCCCCGACCCGGAGAUGCGGACACACAACCUGACCAACCUCAGCCCUGACCUGCGCUACCGCUUCCAGCUGCAGGCCACCACGAGGAAGGGCCCUGGCGAGGCCAUUGUGCGGGAAGGGGGCACCAUGAACCUGUCUGGGAAACCGGACUUUGGCAACAUCUCAGCCAUGGCGGGCGAAAACUAUAGCGUGGUCUCCUGGGUCCCCAAGGAGGGCCAGUGCAACUUUGGCUUCCACAUCUUGUUCAAGCCCCUGGGAGAAGGGAAGAUGGGCAGUGACCUGCGGCCAGAGUACGUCAGCUACAACCAGAGCUCCUACACGCAGUGGAACCUGCAGCCUGACACCUACUAUGAGAUCCGCCUGCUGAAGGAGCACACGCUGCUGGGCCAGACCAACGUGAAGACCAACGGCACUGGCCGUGUGCGCCUCCCCCCCGCCGGCUUCGCCACCGAGGGCUGGUUCAUUGGCUUCGUGUGUGCCAUCAUCCUCCUGCUGCUGGUGCUGCUCAUCCUCUGCUUCAUCAAGCGCAGCAAAGGUGGCAAGUACUCAGUGAAGGACAAGGAGGACACCCAGGUGGACUCCGAGGCGCGGCCGAUGAAGGAUGAGACCUUUGGCGAGUACAGGUCCCUGGAGAGUGACAACGAGGAGAAGGCCUUUGGCAGCAGCCAGCCGUCUCUCAACGGGGACAUCAAACCCCUGGGCAGUGAUGACAGCCUGGCUGACUAUGGAGGCAGCGUGGACGUCCAGUUCAACGAGGACGGCUCCUUCAUCGGCCAGUACAGCGGCAAGAAGGAGAAGGAGGCGGCAGGGGGCAACGACAGCUCUGGGGCCACUUCCCCCAUCAACCCCGCGGUGGCCCUCGAGUAGUGCGGUGCAGCCAGUGAGGAGGACAGGAGUUCACUGCCCCUACUCCCCUCUUACUACCCGGUCCCCACUCUAUUGCCAAAACCCAGCUGCACCCCUUCCUGGGCACACGCUACUUUGCCCCGGCUGGGGGGGCAGAUCACCCACAAGCCAGGGACCUCCGGGUGCUGCCUUGCCAGGGGAGGCGUGGUGGGGUCUCCUCAGAACCGGGGCUUGUACCUCCUCCUUUCCCAGCCACUCCCUGGCCAGACUGGCUGGGGGCGGGACUCCGUGUCCCCACCAUCUGCUCCAUUUUCUUUGCCAUCUCUGCUCUGACUGGAACGGGAGCCGGGCAGGCUGGCCCCAGGUACAGGGACGGCCAUCUGGAGAGGCCUGAGUUCUUGUCCCCAAUAGCACACUGGGGCCGUGGCCGGCUUCCAGGAGCUCCACACACGCGCUGCCUUUGUACCCACCAGACAACAUCCAAGUGGCCUCUGUCACUGCCGGGGGCGGGCACCUCCUCCCACUGCCCCCCGCCAGCUUCCUGAAGCUGCCACCCCGCCCCGGACUCUCAGCAGCCCUGCCCAGUCCAGUUCCUGUCCCCGGCCCCCAGGAAUGUAAAUACACCGUGAUUUUGAGAGUUUGUACCCUCGCCCUUUCCCCAAAUGCCACUAGUGUGUAGGCAGAUGUCUGAGUCUCUAGGUGGUUUCUAGGUUUUAUAGCGAUUAGCUUUGAUGAUCCCAUCCCAGGAAACAUAAAAACAUGUGCAAAAAGACAAAAAAAAAGGGGGAAAUUGGUUCUUGCAGCACUGCUGUGCCCGCCCAGCAGCUCCAGCUCCAGUGCACCUCUGCUUGGCCUGCCGACGAGCCAUCUACGUACGAAAACAAAAGUAUAUAUAUAUGUACAUAAAUAUCAGAAUUAUAACAGGCAAAUAAAAACCUGGAAAUGAG
Chinchilla lanigera (long-tailed chinchilla) is the source of this 4800-nucleotide messenger RNA. It is a transcript of the gene L1cam, whose product is annotated as L1 cell adhesion molecule. Lineage: Eukaryota; Metazoa; Chordata; Mammalia; Rodentia; Chinchillidae. The record is from RefSeq and is a predicted model, not a curated record. Gene Ontology annotation, biological process: cell-cell adhesion. Gene Ontology annotation, molecular function: protein binding.